Messenger RNA from Mus caroli (Ryukyu mouse), 3493 nucleotides. It is a transcript of the gene Phf20, whose product is annotated as PHD finger protein 20. Gene Ontology annotation, biological process: regulation of transcription by RNA polymerase II. Gene Ontology annotation, cellular component: MLL1 complex; nucleus; NSL complex. The record is from RefSeq and is a predicted model, not a curated record. Lineage: Eukaryota; Metazoa; Chordata; Mammalia; Rodentia; Muridae.
GGGGUCACGUGGUGCGCAGCGCGCACAGUCCUUCUGUCGGUUGGUCUGGAGCGGCGCAGCAGGAGCGGGGCCGUGAGGAGGAUAAAAGCAGCUCCGUUGAUGACUGAAAAUGACCAAGCACCCACCUAACAGACGAGGAAUCAGCUUUGAAGUGGGAGCCCAGUUGGAAGCUCGGGACCGUUUAAAAAACUGGUAUCCGGCUCAUAUUGAAGACAUUGACUACGAAGAAGGGAGAGUUCUCAUCCAUUUCAAGCGUUGGAACCAUCGUUAUGAUGAGUGGUUUUGCUGGGACAGUCCUUAUCUGCGCCCUUUAGAGAAGAUCCAGCUGAGGAAAGAGGGUUUACACGAUGAGGAUGGAUCUUCUGAAUUUCAAAUAAACCAGCAAGUGCUUGCUUGCUGGUCUGACUGUCGAUUUUAUCCAGCCAGAGUCACUGCUGUGAACAAGGAUGGUACUUACACUGUGAAAUUUUAUGAUGGAGUAGUUCAAACUGUCAAACAUAUUCAUGUCAAAGCUUUUUCCAAAGAUCAGAAUAUUGUGGGUAAUGCUAGGCCUAAAGAAACAGACCACAAAAGUCUUUCAUCGUCUCCUGAGAAACGAGAGAAAUUUAAAGAACAGAGAAAAGUCACGGUCAAUGUGAAGAAAGACAAAGUGGAAAAAGCCUUAAGGACAGAAAAGCGGCCCAAGCAACCUGACAAAGAGGGAAAGCUGAUCUGCUCAGAAAAAGGCAAAGUGUCAGAGAAAAGCCUUCCUAAGAACGAGAAGGAAGAUAAGGAGAACAUUUCCGAGAACGAGCGGGAGUACUCUGGGGAUGCCCAGGUGGAAAAGAAGUCUGAGAAGGACCUUGUGAAGAGUCCACAAGAGAACCUGAAGGAGCCAAAAAGAAAACGAGGCAGACCCCCUUCCAUAACUCCUACGGCUGUGGAUUCAAACUCUCAAACUUUGCAACCAAUAACAUUGGAAUUGAGAAGACGGAAAAUAUCAAAACGAAGUGACACCCCAUUAAAGCGUCCCAGACUCGACAAAAAUUCACCCCAAGAACAGUCAAAAAAACGCUCUGAAAAUAGUGACAAAGACUUAUCCAGGAGACGGUCCUCCAGGCUGUCUACUAAUGGGACCCGUGAGAUCCUAGAUCCUGACUCGAUUGUACCUGAUUUGGUUCAUACGGUUGAUACAAACCCUCUACCGGACAAGUCACCCAGUGCCAAGGGUUCUGCUGAAGGUCAGUUGAAGUCUCCAUUGGAAGCUGGCCAGGUCUCUUCUGCAUUAACUUGCCACCCCAUUGGGGAUGGCCUGGGGGCUGCAGACUUGGAGUUGAAUUGCAAGUCAAUGGGAGAAAACACGAUGAAAACAGAACCUGCUUCUCCUCUUGCUGAGGUGCAGGAAGUUUCAGCUGUUGAAGUUCCAAAUACUUUGCAAAAAGCGGAUGACUCUGUGAUGUUGAAUGUGCCAGCUGUGGACCUAGAUCACAAGUUUCGAUGCAAGGUUCUGGACUGUUUGAAAUUUUUCCGCAAGGCUAAAUUGCUGCACUAUCAUAUGAAGUAUUUCCAUGGGAUGGAGAAGUCACCAGAGCCAGAGGAGGGCCCAGGGAAGACGCAUGUACAGACUCGGGGCUCUGCGGUGCCUGACAAGGCCAGCCAGGAGAGCCUAACCAGGAAGCGGGUCUCUGCCAGUUCCCCCACUGCAAAAGAGAAGGAAAAGACUAAAGAGAAGAAAUUCAAAGAACUUGUGAGAGUGAAGCCAAAGAAGAAAAAGAAAAAGAAAAAGAAAACCAAGCCUGAAUGUCCCUGCAGUGAGGACAUCAGUGAUACUUCCCAGGAACCUUCUCCACCCAAAACAUUUGCUGUCACCAGGUGUGGGUCCUCACACAAGCCUGGGGUCCAUAUGAGCCCGCAGCUCCAUGGUUCAGAUAAUGGAAACCACAAAGGGAAAUUGAAAACCUGUGAGGAGGAUAAUUUGAGUGAGUCCUCUUCCGAGAGCUUUCUUUGGAGUGAUGAGGAAUAUGGUCAAGAUGUUGAUGUGACCACCAACCCAGAUGAGGAGCUUGAGGGCGACGACCGCUAUGAUUUUGAGGUGGUCCGCUGCAUCUGUGAAGUGCAGGAGGAAAAUGACUUCAUGAUUCAGUGUGAAGAGUGCCAGUGCUGGCAGCACGGGGUCUGCAUGGGCUUACUGGAAGAAAAUGUGCCUGAGAAAUACACCUGCUAUGUUUGCCAAGACCCUCCAGGUCAGAGGCCUGGCUUCAAGUACUGGUAUGAUAAGGAGUGGCUGAGCCGGGGACACAUGCAUGGCCUGGCGUUUCUGGAACAGAACUACUCCCACCAGAAUGCCAGGAAGAUCGUGGCCACUCACCAGCUGCUCGGGGACGUGCAGAGAGUGAUCCAAGUGCUACACGGCCUGCAGCUCAAGAUGAGCAUUCUGCAAAGCAGAGAACAUCCUGAUCUGCAGCUAUGGUGCCAGCCCUGGAAACAGCACUCGGGGGAGGGAAGAGCACAUCCCAGACACAUCCACAUCACAGACGCCAGGAGCGAGGAGUCCCCAAGCUAUAGAACUUUGAAUGGGGUGGUGGAGAAGCCAUCGCCCCUGCCCCGAUCGGUGGAGGAGUCCUACAUCACCAGUGAGCAUUGCUACCAGAAACCUCGCGCCUAUUAUCCUGCUGUGGAGCAGAGGCUGGUCGUGGAGACGAGAGGCUCUGCCCUUGAUGCUGCAGUCAGCCCCCUCUGUGAGAACGGCGACGACUCCCUCUCCCCUCGCUUAGGCUGGCCUAUCGACCAAGACAGGAGCAGAGGCGACAUAGAUCCCAAACCCAGCUCCCCAAAGGUGAGAGAGUACAUUUCCAAGAAUGUCUUGCCAGAAGAGACGCCUUCGAGGAAGCUGCUGGACAGAGGUGGAGAAGGGCUGGUGAGCUCUCAGCAUCAGUGGCAGUUCAACCUGCUGACACAUGUGGAGUCCCUGCAGGAUGAGGUGACGCACCGGAUGGACUCCAUUGAGAAGGAGCUGGACGUGCUGGAGAGCUGGCUGGACUACACUGGGGAGCUGGAGCCCCCAGAGCCACUGGCCAGGCUUCCGCAGCUCAAGCACUGCAUCAAGCAGCUGCUGACUGACCUGGGCAAGGUGCAGCAGAUCGCCCUCUGCUGCUCGACAUGAAAUUGGCCACCCAAGACAUUUGGAGCAUAGGCCUGGCACCUCUGCCAGGGGAGCUUCGCAUAUUUAAGUAAAUAAACUUAGCAUGCUGGAUGCACGUGACACUGACUGACUUCAGGGAUUUGGCCAGGAGUGUGAUGGACAUGGGGACAAAGAGACCAUUUUGGCUGCUGGAGGACAGGGCUCUCUUGAUCUGGAAGCCAGCUGCAAAGGCAGCGCAUAGUCUUAGAAUCCCAUUCUGUGCACAUCGUUGAACGCAGCAAGUCUUUGCACAUCUUCAAUUGGAAUCGUGCCACUGAUGAUAAACAAAAUGAGAGCCAAAAAAAUAAAAAUCUAGUAGGAAACAGUUGUAAA